This is a messenger RNA of Anisakis simplex (herring worm), 531 nucleotides long. The record is from the annotation of a GenBank genome assembly. NCBI's taxonomy places the organism in Eukaryota, Metazoa, Nematoda, Chromadorea, Rhabditida, Anisakidae.
UCAAGUGAGAUGAUGAAAUGGAUGGCGACAAUUGUAUCACCAAGAAGUUCACGUGGUGCCGAAGAGCGACCGAAUUUGGAUGAUGGCGAUCGAAUGAUGAUCGAUUUGGUAAUUGCUGAAGUGGAGAGUGCAGUUAUUCGAUUCGAAACCAAACAAGAGAUGCAACGUAGUGAGCGUUCUCUUCGUGAACGUAUUCCGGAUUAUUCGUGGCUUGCAACUGAUAGCUCGGCUAGACACCGCAAAUAUCUUUCAAUGACGGAACGAUCGCGAGUGGAAUCUGCGUGCUGUAUGGUUAUCGCAAGUGAAUGGUCAACUCUGCUGGCGACAUGGCGUUCAAGACUGCAAACGGUGAAUGAACGAGAAGAUAUAUUCGAUGCAUUCUCAACUGCCGUCUACGACAUAAUCGCGUCAAGACCACGCUCGAACACCCUCACCGAAGUCCUAAUAAAUUACAUCAGAAAAGGACGAAGUCUUAAUGCGGUACGUUCUCAUUUUUCGUUCAUCAAAGCAACAAUACAUUUUGUGUGUUGA